Stylonychia lemnae is the source of this 1842-nucleotide messenger RNA. NCBI's taxonomy places the organism in Eukaryota, Ciliophora, Spirotrichea, Sporadotrichida, Oxytrichidae. The record is from the annotation of a GenBank genome assembly.
AUGAAAGGCAUUAAGGGAUAUUUAAGAUUGUUAGAUAUUUUUGGCCACGAGGUAAAACUGCUUUAUAAGGGCAAUAGUACCAAAUAGACAUUGCUAGGUUCAUUCAUGACUGUCAUUUCAACACUUAUCUAGCUUGAUCUUGAUAAUCUGUUGUUCCCUAUCAGCAAAGAGAGUUUUGAUACUGCAUUAGUUUUGAUUCCUCCUUUUGCAUUCAGUUAAGCAUAGGAUAAAUAUGAGAAUAUUUACAGAUAUGUUAACAUCACAACAACUCUUACUAUAACCACUGAUAAAUUGGAUAAAGAUGGGGACAGAAUUUCUGAAGAUCAGAAUCUAGAAUUGUUCCAAUGCUCAAAAGAUAGAAUGUUUUCAAGUGAUCGGUUUACCUCUAUGAUAGAAAAAUACGAAUUCGCAGAGUCACUAUGCUAUAAAUAAUUCGAGUAGUUAGAAUUAAGAACAGACAACAAUAGAAUCUCAUACCAAAUAAGUUCUUGUGACCAAGAUUAUCUUUCCAAAAAGUAUCCUAAUUCAACUUGCGAAAAAAACUAAACCAAAGCUAAGGAAAUCCUUAUGAAUACCUACUUGAUAAUAUUUUCAUCCUCCUAUUAUUUCGAUCCAGAAGAAUUUAAUUAGAGCCCAAUAAAAGUAAAUACAGUAUAAAAUGCUUUCAGGUUCUCUCAAUUUGAGAAAAUAGUUAAUUUUGAGAUUGGCUUGAACAAAGCAAUUAUAUCAGAUUCUAAGCUGCAUGAGAAUAUUGGUUCCUUCUCUAGAGAAUUUAUCUCUACUAAAUUUGUUAGUCAAGGGGCAAAUGAUAAGUCACUAGCAAAUCCCAUCCACUUUACCAUUUAGUAAGUUAAAUUUGCCAUUAAAAUUAUUUCUAGAUUCUAUAUGACCACUGAGUAAAAUGUAUUUGAAAGAUAAGCAAAUAAUCUUGUAGGUGCCCUCUCUAACACAGGUGGUCUUGCUGGAAUAUUAUUUGCUGUUGUUCGAAUUCUUAUAGGCCCAAUGUAGGAAUUUCUUUACUACCAGAGUUUAAUAGAAUAGUCUUUUAUGGUUGAAAAUGAUAGAGUACUAAGUGAGAAGAGAGAAAUAUUUGAGUUUGGAAAAAUGAAGAUUGAAAAAUAAUUUGAUAUUGCUGUGAUUCUAAGAGAUUUGAGAACAUUCAAAAUGACUAACAGUUUACUACUAUCUAAGUACCAAAGAAAAUUGAUACCAUUUUUCAAAAAAUAUCAGCUUAACUAAAUGUAUGAAAGAAACAUUCAAAAAUAAGAGAAAGCAAUGAAAUAAGGAGAGCAUAAACUAUUCGUUAACGAAGUAACGUAGUUGAUGAUAGAACUCUUUUCUGAUCAUUAGAAUCCUUCAAACUCAUAUAAUCAAGUUUUUCUGCAUAGCUUAUUCUUGUAAAACAGAGAAAAUGCCUAAAAAGAUUUAAAGACAUUAAUGUAUAAGGCUGUCCUCCGGUAUUUUAUUCAGACGAAUAUAGAUACUCUUAAACUUUGUAAAAUGUCAACGCCUUCCGAGAAAUCUUUAAUAUCCAGUGAAUAGAAAAGUAGCCCUAAAAAAAGAUAAGCAACAUUAGUACCUUCUGCUUCAGAUUUUGAUGAUAUAAGAUUGAAAUUGAUUAUUAAUAAGACAUAAAAUUAGUUAUCUACUGAUGAAAAAUACGAUGCAGAUCAAAAUAUAAAUCCAAUUAAUAGCCUCAGAGAUGUAGAGAAUUAGGUCAACACAGAGGGUAAUAUCUAUCAACGAUAGAAUGAAAGAAGUUAAUCAAUAGAAGAUCUUUGGGAAGAUGCUUAGGUACAAGAUACGCAUUCCUAAGGCAUCAUAUAAUAGAUUAAGAGAUGA